ACCUACGGCCUCAACUACCUGCUGUCCGGCAGCCGCGCCGCAGCGCCCGGAGAAGCGGGCCCCGGGACCCCGGCGCCGCGGCCCGGCACGCCCUGGAAGAGCCGCGCGUACGGCCCGGGCAUCCAGGGACUUCAUGAGGAAAUAAUCGACUUCUAUAACUUCAUGUCCCCCUGUCCUGAGGAAGCAGCUAUGCGGACGGAGGUGGUGAAACGCAUUGAAACCGUCAUCAAGGACCUUUGGCCGACAGCCGAUGUGCAGAUAUUUGGCAGCUUUAGUACAGGUCUCUAUCUCCCAACCAGUGACAUCGACCUGGUGGUCUUUGGAAAGUGGGAGCGGCCGCCUCUGCAGCUGUUGGAGCAGGCACUGCGGAAGCACAGCGUGGCCGAGCCGUGCUCCAUCAAAGUGCUGGACAAGGCAACGGUUCCGAUAAUCAAACUCACCGACCAGGAGACGGAAGUGAAAGUCGACAUCAGUUUUAAUGUGGAGACUGGCGUCCGGGCAGCCGAGCUCAUCAAGAGCUACAUGAAGAAGUACUCGUUGCUGCCGUAUUUGAUUUUAGUAUUAAAGCAGUUCCUCCUGCAGAGGGACCUGAACGAGGUGUUCACAGGUGGAAUUAGCUCCUACAGCCUCAUUUUAAUGGCCAUCAGCUUCCUGCAGUUGCAUCCGCGAAUUGAUGCCCGGCGAGCGGAUGAAAACCUUGGGAUGCUGCUGGUCGAGUUUUUUGAACUUUAUGGAAGAAAUUUUAAUUACCUGAAAACCGGAAUUAGAAUAAAAGAAGGAGGUGCCUACAUCGCCAAAGAAGAGAUCAUGAAAGCCAUGCCCAGUGGGUACAGACCGUCAAUGCUGUGCAUCGAGGACCCUCUGCUGCCUGGAAAUGAUGUUGGCCGGAGCUCGUACGGGGCCAUGCAGGUGAAGCAGGUGUUUGACUACGCCUACAUCGUGCUGAGCCACGCUGUGUCGCCGCUUGCAAGGUCCUAUCCCAACAGAGACUCAGAGAGCACCUUAGGACGCAUCAUCAAGGUCACACAGGAGGUCAUCGACUACCGGCGGUGGAUCAAGGAGAAGUGGGGCGGCAGGGCCAGCCCAUCGCCGGAGCUCGACAGCAGAAUGAAGAUGAAAGAGCGGAUCACAGUCUGCAAUGGGGAGCAGACCCAGAGCCGAGACCCAGGGUCACCCUACAGCCAGCGUCUGACCCUGUCCCUGUCCAGCCCCCAGCUCCUGUCCUCGGGGUCAUCUGCCUCCUCUGUGUCUUCGCUGUCUGGGAGUGACAUUGACUCAGACACACCACCAUGCACAGCACCCAGUGUUUACCAGUUUAGCCUCCAGGCACCCACCCCGCUGAUGGCCACUCUGCCCACAGCAUUGCCAAUGCCCAGCAGCAAACCCCAGUCCACUGCUUCUCGAACGUUGAUCAUGACAACGAACAACCAGACCAGGUUUACGAUACCUCCCCCCACCCUCGGGGUGGCCCCUGUUCCCUGCAGACAGGUCGGCCUGGAAGGCACUCCGUCCCUGAAAGCUGUCCACCAUGUGUCUUCCCCGGCCGUGCCCUCCACCGCCCCCCACCCGCUGUCCAGCCCUCACCUGUAUCAUAAGCAGCACAGCGGCAUGAAGCUAUCGGUGAAAGGCUCACACGGCCACAGCCAGGGCAGCAGCCACGGCUCGGUGGGCAGCGGAGGUGUGCGGCCGCCCAUGGGGAACCGGGGCCACCACCAGUACAGCCGCACCGGCUGGAGGAGGAAAAAGCACACGCAUACGCGGGACAGCCUGCCCGUCAGCCUCAGCAGAUAAUGGCACGUGGGCACUGCCGCCCGCCCACCCAGACUGACCACGGCCUUGGGCCGCGGCGGCCGUGACGAGACCCACAGCGUCCACAUGUCGGCCAUGGGGCCCCCGCAUCUGUGCUGCCCUCUGCAUGUCCUCGUGUGGUGGCCGCGUCCAUCCUCCAGAACAGUGCGUCAUGCUUGUCUGUGCAGUGUGGGCGCUGUCCUCACCUUCAGUGCUGCUGGGGCUCCGGCCCGCGGGGACAGAGCGUGUGUGUGUGUGUGUGUGUGUGUGUGCGCGCGCACACGUGUGUGCGUGCACAGAGUCUUGUCGAUUCCUUUGCAGUUUGGGUUUUGUUUUCCGUUUGUCAGAGGAGCCCCCAACAUCUCUCCUCAGCGGAUGGGGUUGGGGGUUACCAUUGUUUUACUGCCCUCAUGUUUUGUUUGAAAUUCCAGAACUGUAUUUCUAUGUAAAUAUCGAAAACUUAUGAUUUGUGCAAUAACUCAGAUAUUUUUUAUUUAAUUUCAUAUUUUCACGUAAGUUAUAUUUAAGGGAGGAGGGUUUUUUUAAACAAGCCUAGAUCCUUUCCCCAGCUGCAUUUUCUAAGUUGGGUUCAUUGUGUCGCUGGUUGUCUGAGGAGCAUCGUUACAAGUACCACAGGGAGUCGGGGGUUCAUUUUGACGUCUUUCCUUUUGGUUGGAUGCGUGGCCUCAGUGCGUGAGGGGGGUGACGUGCCGCGCCGACUGGACGCAAGGACGGCUGUGCCUGGACAGACGGCCCACUGUCCUGCCUGCCGCUCAGCCUGCAGUCCUGCUUGACCCCUGAGUUCUAACGUUUUUGGUUUUUGGUUCUCUUAAAUAGACAACAAACCCAGCAUUUAAAGUGCCAGAACUAUAGCCUAUUAAAGGGAGAGCAGGCUGUCUCCGUGUAAAACCUUUACAAAUGUGAACUUGGAAGUGCUGCAGCCUGUUCUAGUCAUGUGAGCCGUAAUGAUGGGUCUGGUGAGUAUCAUUACGGAAAACGGUGCCCAGUUUUAGGAAUGUGGAGAAAGGGAUUAUGUUGAUUCCGUUGAGGAAUCUGUAUAGCAGUGUGCAUUCGUUCUGCUAAGAGCAACUAUCCGGCGAGGACUUCGCGGCUCCAUGCGCCGCGAGGGAGCGUCCUAGCGUGUCCGGAGAGCCCGGCCCGGCGCUGUGUCGGGCGGCUGGCCUGACUCGCGAUGCAUACAGGUAUACUAUGCAAGUGUGUUCUGCCCUGACAGCCACUGUCCUGUGACCCUGGUUUGAUCAAGCGUGUCCCCACUCUGCCUGACCUGAGUUCCCAGAGUACCACGGUUGUCUUGAGGCUUGGCAGCACCUGGCAGGUCCUUGACCCCCUGUUGUGGGACGAGGGGUCUUGGUCCUGCUGACGCUACAGGUAGGUUGAGGUUUGAAGUCCACAGUGGAGAAUGCUGAGCGACAGCCAUGCCGCCUGGCCGGUGUGUGGAGUGGGCGCCCACGAGGACAAGCGUGCGCUGUGUCUGCCCGCAGGCCCUCCCAGAGGCCUUCUGGAGCAGGGCGCACGUUCUCUCUGCAGUCCUUGGCCGUCGAGGUUACCCAGAAUAUUUAAAGUAUUUAAGUUGUGACCCUACCGAUAAAGAAAUAUUUAUAAACCUUGACUCAUAGGCCUAUUCUCAUCUACUCAUUAGCAAUAUUGACUAACCCACACCGAGAGACCACUGCGGAGGCCAGCUGGGGGUGGCGUCCACCGUGUGCACCCUGAGCUGGUCCUGAGGGCAGGGUCAGGCUCCACUCCAGUCGUGGGGGCCUAAUGAAUUGGCCUGGCCACCACUGUGGUCACAUCUGCAGGCUAAGUGAGAAGAUAUCAUGUUUCCAUUUUUUUGUGUGUGGACAACAAUGUGGAAGCUAAAAUUGACAUAUUUUUAUGUAAAGUUUUUCUAUUCUUUGAUUUUUAAUAAACUUUAGAAACCAGUCUUGGGUUUAUGUUUGA
Loxodonta africana (African savanna elephant) is the source of this 3750-nucleotide messenger RNA. It is a transcript of the gene TENT4A, whose product is annotated as terminal nucleotidyltransferase 4A. Gene Ontology annotation, molecular function: poly(A) RNA polymerase activity; mRNA binding. The record is from RefSeq and is a predicted model, not a curated record. The transcript has 13 exons. Bases 163 to 1791 code for a protein of 542 amino acids. Lineage: Eukaryota; Metazoa; Chordata; Mammalia; Proboscidea; Elephantidae. Gene Ontology annotation, cellular component: TRAMP complex; nucleolus. Gene Ontology annotation, biological process: RNA 3'-end processing.